AAGAUCGAAGAGAGAUAAAGGGACGUUCUCUUUUGUUUCCUCAGAAAUGUCGAACGCCUUAAAAUACAUUCUACUGUUCGUUGCAUCCUCUUCUAUUAUUCUCAACUUGUUACUCUGCAUUAAACUGUUUUCAAGCGAUGUUGGGAAUAAUCAGAAUAAGGACCAAAGUUGGAGCCGAAGUGCGGCUCAAGAGGCAGAACUUGCAGCCUCCAUGGACUGUUCUGGCCAUGGAAGAGCUUACCUGGACGGCAUCAUCAUCGAUGGGAAGCCCGUCUGCGAGUGCAACCUGUGCUACAGUGGACCCGACUGCUCCAAUUUCUCGCCGGACUGUCCUGCUGAUGCAAAUGAUGGAGACCCAUACUACUUGGAGGAGUUCUGGAAGAAGCAUGCCGCAAGCAGCGCAGUUAUGGUGUCCGGAUGGCAUCGGAUGAGCUACUCUUAUUCCUUCAGCGAUCAGUACUGUCAGAUUUCAGAAGAAUUGGAGAAGCAUAUUAGGAAGGUCCAUGAGGUCGUGGGAAAUGCAAUCACGGACGGGAAAUACAUCAUUUGCGGGGCUGGCGCAACCCAGCUCCUUAAUGCUGCCGUCCAUGCCCUAUCCUCCAACAAUCCCUCUAUAUUCCCUACUAGGGUUGUGGCCACUGCCCCUUACUACAAGGUCUAUCAAACACAGACGGAGUAUUUCGAAUCAAAUAGGUAUAGGUUUGAAGGGGAAGCGUCUGCUUGUAUGAACGGUUCCGACACGACAACUAACAUUAUUGAGUUCGUGACGUCCCCGAGCAACCCCGAGGGCCAAUUCAAAAGGCCUGUCUUGAGUGGCCCAAAUGUCAAGACCAUUUACGACAGGGCGUACUAUUGGCCUAAUUUCACUCCAAUUCCAGGCCCAGCUGAUGAAGAUCUCAGCAUCUUCACAAUCUCUAAGCUAACCGGCCAUGCUGGUAGCAGAUUCGGAUGGGCACUGGUGAAAGAUAAAGAAGUGUACGAAAGGAUGACCGAGUACUUGAAUGAGAACACAGUGGGCAUUUCGAAGGACACCCAACUUAGGAUGCUGAAGAUUCUCAAAGUAGUUCUAGAAGAUGGCAGCAAGGAGAUGUUUGGGUUUGCGCAUCGUAUAAUGAAGAACCGAUGGGAGAGGUUGAGGGACGUGUUGGCUCACUCCGACCGCUUCUCUCUCCAACAAACUCCUGCUCAAUAUUGUACUUUCACACAUGGAGUGCGGGAACCGACUCCAGCUUAUGCUUGGUUGAAAUGCGAGAAGGAGGAAGAUGAAAACUGUUCCGACGUUCUUAGAUCAGCCAACAUCAUUGGAAGGAAGGGCGACCUUUUCAAUGCAGAUAAUCAUUACGUUCGGCUCAGUCUCAUCAGAACUGAAGAUGAUUUUGACAAUCUUAUAAAUCGUCUACAUAAGAUGGUCAAUACCAAGCCAAGAGUCCUUGACAAGGAAAAAGACCACGCCAGGCCAAGUGCAUCCGUGGCUAUCGAGCGGCAAAGCAUUAGAUUCGGCGAUGUCUACCAUGCAUAUCGGUCAGAGGUGAUCUCACAAUGAAUGAUUGCACACCAUGUCGGUAGAAAUUACUUUCCAGGAUCAAAGAAAAUUACUAGCUAGGAAUUUUUUUUGAAAAUUGUAGAACAAAAGGACUCAGAUUGUACCGGAUCUCACAAUAGUAAUGUAUAAUAUACUUUAGCACAAUAACAAUUGAAUUUCUUUUUAAUUUGAAUACUAUAG
Messenger RNA from Punica granatum (pomegranate), 1723 nucleotides. The record is from RefSeq and is a predicted model, not a curated record. Lineage: Eukaryota; Viridiplantae; Streptophyta; Magnoliopsida; Myrtales; Lythraceae.